Messenger RNA from Coregonus sp. 'balchen', 6059 nucleotides. The record is from the annotation of a GenBank genome assembly. NCBI's taxonomy places the organism in Eukaryota, Metazoa, Chordata, Actinopteri, Salmoniformes, Salmonidae.
UUCCCCAUGAGCAGCACAUAGCCUUAUGAACAAGACAUUUAUUUCACACUUUAAAGCAAUUAGAUUGCAAUUUAAUCUUGAGUUAUGCUUCCUCUGGAAGAGUUUUUGUCACGAAGUUGUGAUAAGUGUGGCACGUUGCACUGCAUGUCCCCUUUAAAAUGACCGUCACAUCAAUUUCUCGCGGCAUCUGCAGUGGGUAAUCUCGCGUUAGCAGCACGCCGCAGUAGAACGCCAUCUGAUUGGACGAAAGGGGUGUAGUUGUAAGAUGGCGCCCAGUGAAAUCUGACUGCAAAAUAAAAGGGAAAAUAAUAGACGAAAUAGCAAGAAACAAGAAAAAAUCCAAGUCUAAAAGAUCACAGAGACAUCUUGUAUCUCUCAUAUGUACAAGAAAAACGCUGCUACUGGCUUGUGGAGCUGCUUUUCUGGGCGGAUAGAGAGAGUGGAGUUGGUCGGCCUGGGAGAAGAGAGGUAAAGGCCUGGGAGAAGAGAGGUAAAGGCGAGGAGGGGAGUGGAGCGUACUAACGUUAGUAUACUGUUACUGAACUAAACACGUCUUAUACUGACGUUCUUCUAUUCACCACAUUAUCUAUUUUGUGCUUUCAUUAACAUGGCGUAUUUUAUUUGCUCAAGAGCUGCAUAUUCUGUUUGUUUAGUAGACAGGUAUGGAGGAGGGAACUCCACGGGAACGAGCAAAAUACCGUAGUCAGCUAAUGCUAGCUAGCUUGUAACGUUAGCAGCUAGCUACAGUAGCAGAUUUACAACACCAGUAACUCUCCUUUAGUUACAGUAGCAAAUGUACACUUGGCAUUUGUUCAGUAUCUAUGAACAAUUACUUAAUUCACACCCAGUCAAAUGUGAGAUUUGUUCCAUCUUUGUUCGGUGUUCUCACAACCGAACUGCUCGAGCGAAGAACCAAGACCUACCUGGUGAGCCCCCGCCCUGACCUCGACUGUCACGGAACAGUUUUUAUUGUUCCGAAUUCCGAGUAGAUGAUGAUGAUGAUGAUGAUUUCAUUCUUCUGAUUUGAGACACAACGCUUUUGCAGCACCCUCCGAAUCCUGACACCCCAGGCCAGCAGAAUUAACCUUUAGCUUCUGUCAGAUGUAAAACAUUCCUGCCUUCAAACACUGUCAUAGCCCUGGCGGGACAGAACGGAGGAUUUGGCCUACUACUACCGACCGUGAUUGGACGGCCACAAAAGUUUCCCCCUUCCUUGUCUGUCAGCAAAUAUUCUUGUCCUAAAACGUUAUUUUCCUGCCAAAACUAAUGCAUGUUUCUUUUUUUUUUGUGACCGACAACUUUAGUAGUGUACCACAACCCUAUUAACGUAGUCAUUGUAACUUAAAGGACAAUUCAACCUCAUUUUAAUUAUCUACAGCACCUUACCAGUUUCUAAAUAUGUGAAAACUGUAAAUUUCUAUGAUCAGUGGAUAAAAAGAUAAGGUCCUAAAAAAAUGCUUCUCUGUGACAUCACAGGGUAGGAUUAAAAGUAAGAAACGGAUUUUGAAAACCUGCAACAACUUUGUAGCCAGAGGGAGGCUAUUUUCUUGCUCCCCAUGUCACCGUGAAUAUCAUAGUUUGAAAAUCACAGUUAACAUUUUUUUUUGUGGCUUUUGAUGUCAUCGGGUAGAACUCUUAAAUUUUAUUUAUUUAUAUAAAAUGUAGAAAUGCGCUUUUUUCACAUAUGUAGACACUGGUAUUGUGCUGGAGAUAAUGAAAAUGAGGUUGAAAAGUGGUGGAAUUGCCCUUUAAGCCUUCAUGACAGUAAGUAAAUAACUGCAGGUUUAUGGUAAAUGACUAACUGACAUGCAUCUUGUCUAUGUCCACACAGGCACACCAUCCUAUCCCCUGUAGAAGAGUAGCGUUGGGCUGUGAUGAAUAACAUGGAGGGUUCGGGGGGCUCGUUUGAGGAUCUGGUGAGGCUGAAGGCCCGCAGUGUCCCCCAGCAUCGGAUGAAGGAGUUCCUGGAGUCCCUGGCCAACAAGGGCCCCGAGGCACUGCAAGAGUUCAACCAUCAGGGCGGCGCAGCCGCCACAACCACUACCACCACCACAGUGUACCAGCAGGGAGCCAACUGCAUAUACACAGACAGCACCGAGGUGGCUGGGUCACUGCUGGAACUGGCCUGUCCGGUAAGAGACAGCGAGAGGGAAAGAGAAGGUUGAGUUUGUGAAAGACAAGAUGGAUUUGAUCACAUGGUCCAUAUUAUAAUAAAAACCACCUUGUGCUCUACCUUCAGCAACAGCAGGUACAGGUGUCCCAGCAGCAGGUGAUGGCAGCAGAGCAGCAGCUCUCACCCCAUAUGACCACAGCCAUGCACCAAGGCCAAGACAUAAUACAGGUCAGUAGUCUUUUUCUCUCAUCUAAUCAUUCUGUCUGUCUCUGUCCCUGCCACUCUCCUAAAAAUGAGUGCCAAUUAUUGCUGAGAGCCUAUGACUAUCCUGGUUAACCGAAAAGUAUAUGGAAAAGAUUAAUACUGACACCAGACACCCCCUCUUUCCCCAUCUCCUGUAGGUGCAGAUUGGGGGGCAACAUCAGGGCCAGGUGGUUGGGGUGGGUGGCCAGGUGCUGCAGCUGCCCUCCUCCUCACAUCAACAGCUACAGGGGGUCACGACAGCCCAGCUAAUACAGUCUGGGGACCUGACGGAAGAACAGCACCAACAGGUACACACACACCAGUUGGUGUACACAUUUACCUAACAGAUCAUGUAUUUCAACAUCUCUCUCCCCCUCAUCUACCUCGCAGCUGCAGGCCCAGUUGAUGGCAGCGGUGGCUGGUGGUCAACAGAUCCAGAUCCAGACGGUGGGAGCUCUCUCCCCCUCCCAGCAGCAGGGCUCUCCCCGGGGGAACACCAUCCAGACCACCUCCCCCCUCCAGCCAGCCAAGAAGCGUAAGGUGGACAUGCCCAUCACAGUGUCGUAUGCCCUGCCUGGUCAGCAGCUGGCCACUGUACUAGCCAUCCCCCAGGGUCAGGGGCAGCAGCAGAGCUACGUAUCUCUGAGGCCAGACGUGUUGACUGUAGAUAGCAGCCACCUGUACAGCGCUACAGGUACCAUCACCAGCCCCACUGGAGAGACCUGGACCAUCCCAGUCUACUCUGCCCCACCUGGGUCACGCGAUCAGGGUGGCGUCACACACAUCGCCAUCCCCCAGGAAGCAUACAGCGCUGUGCAGGUUGGGGGGGGAACUACAACGACAAUGGCACACACUACGCCAACACAAGUUACGAUCGGCUCAGGUCAUGCAGUUUCCACGAUGACUGGGUCGUCGGGGGGUCAUGAAGAAGUGCAAUACCAGACAGUGGCGGCCAACUCUCUGUUCCCGGCCCAGUUCAUGCACGGGAACAUCCACAUCCCUGUGGCGGUGCAGGGGUAUGGCAACACCACCCAGUCGCUCAUCUGGGACCCCCAGCAGCAGGUGCUGCACACACAGGGAGGGGUGCAGGUCCAGGACGCACAGCAACUACAGGUCAAUUUAUUCAGCAGCUACAGAUAAUAAUUCUAAAAGCCCCAAACAUCUACAUCAAAAUUGAUAUAACUUUUAUAAUCUUGAUUACAUUUUUUUGUUUAGAGAUCUUAACUCGAAUGGCCUGGUCUCUUGCUGCUUUUUUUGCAUACUGAUACCCCUGGUGUGUGUGCGCAGGGUCAGACCAUGACAGUAGCAGAGAUGGAGGGCCAGGGGCAUACAGAGAUUAUGCUUUCCUGCUCUCUGAAGCCUGAGGAGGGGCUUGACGUGUGGAAGCUCUGGGCCCAGAGGAAGAAUGCCGAGCUGGACAAGGACGAGAUCAACAAACUAGCUCCCAUUGGCCGUAAGUACAUUCACACACCUUUUUUUAAUUGGGCAGUAUGUCUACCCCCUCGCUAGCCAGCUCCCCAUUGACUGUUAAUACUUUUGUGUGUGUGUGUGUGUAGGCCGGCAGGCGCUGAGGUUCCAGGAGGACCUGGUGUCGUGUGCGGUUGCUGAGCUCAGUGUGGGGCUGUCUCACAUGUGCCAGGAGGCCCGAGGGCUGGAGGGAGAGACUUAUGGGGCUGACGUUCUCUACUAUGUCUUCCUCUGCAUACAGAAGGUGCCCCAUACACACAGGAAUAUAGUAACUAUAAUGGAAGCUACUGCAUAUUCUAACUAAAUAUAUUUUUACUCUCUUGUCUUUCCUGUCUUUCCUGUCUUUCUCUGUGUAGUAUCUGGUUGAUAAUGGUCGUGUGGAUGACGUGUUCUCAGACCCGUACUACGGGCGCUUCUCCCAGUGUCUGCAUCGGAUACUUGAGCCAUGGAGGCCAAGCGUCCAUCCACUAGGUAAGAACAGAAAUCGGUAUAGUCAAUUAGAGCCCAACCAUACACAUUGUACAUAUCACCUGCAUGAAUUAGUGAUGAAUAAAACAUGUCAGGUGUUUCAUGUUUUUUGCUGUGUUUUAUGACUUCCUGGCCCAGGUUACCUCAUUGCCAGUCAGGUGACGGAGGAGAUGCUGUGGGAGUGUAAACAGCUGGGUGCCCAUUCCCCUGCAACGCUACUGACCACGCUGAUGUUCUUCAACACCAAGUGAGUUAGUUACACACACACACACACACACACACACACACACACACACACACACACACACACACACACAAUGCAUGUAUCUAACACCUCUUUGUCCUCCCUAGGUACUUCCAGCUGAAGACGGUGGAGCAGCAUCUGAAGCUCGCCUUCUCCAAAGUCCUGAGACACACCAGGAAGAGCCCCAACAACCCCAAAGACAAGUGCACCAGCAUCCGCUACCUAAAGCCUGUUGGCCAGCACCAGAUAGGACAGAAAGGUGAGAGGUCACCAAGCCCCAGGGCAGGAGAGCCAGGGGUCAAAUGCUGUACAUGGCUCUUUGUGACAUUUCGAGUCAUGGUGUUAACCUCUAACCUCUCUCCCGCAGUGACAGAUGACAUGUAUGCAGAGCAGUUGGAGCAUCCAGAGAACCCUCUACGCUGCCCCAUCAAGCUCUACGACUUCUACCUCUUCAAAUGGUGAGUUGAGGGGCAAAGCGUAAGGGUGGGAAGGAGACAAUUGAAGGGUACAUAAUGCCUCUGAAUCUAGCCUGGUAUUUGUAGAAGAACACUAAUAUACAGCUAGGGGUGUGAACGUUAAAACAUUUUAAACGAAAUUGAAUCAUUGACAUUAAGAACAAAUCCCUAACCGAAUAAAUUAAAAUCACAAUGCAGUUAUCACAAAACUACCACUAACAGGUCCCAUCGUAAAGGGAUUUUAAAAAACAACAACAAUGCUGUGACGUUAAGAGAGGAUAUGCAUAUUUCAAAUUAUAUUCGAUGGAUAUAAAGCGCUCCGCAUGUCAUUGUCCUUAACAGUUGGAAAAGAACGUGCUGAUUACAGAAAUUGCAGUUGAUAUGCAGACAUUGCCAAUGGCCUACUUGAGUUGAGGUAAUUUGCUAAAUGAAGGGUUGCAUGCACCAUUUGAGCCGCGACUCUUACUACUGAAACAGGUGUGUCUUUCUCAUCAAUGUCACUGUUCAACAUUUACUCCCGUUUCAACAUGUUAUUCCCUUUAUAAUGGGAGUUGAGACAUAGAUUUAACAGCAUUAGAACGUUUAAAAAUUAUUCUCCUUUUAACCAGUACAUGGAAGGCCCUAAAAAUGAUCCUGACACGUAAGUCAGACUGUUCUCUCUGCUACCGCACAGCAACCGGUGCCUAUGCAAGUCUGGAACCAACAGGAGCCUGAACAGCUUCUACCCCCAAGCCAUAAGACUGAUAAAUAGUUAACCAAUAGCUACCCCGACUACUGCGGUAGAACUUCAUUGCCCCUAGCAGUCAUACCACUCAAUAGGAUUUCCCAUUUUAUAUUUGAUGAAUUGUUUUGAAUGUUAAACCGAUAAAUGGCAGUUUAAACGUUAAGGAUUUUUUUCCAUUUGUCACAUAAUACUAACCUCUCUCUCAGUCCACAGAGUGCUAAAGGCCGUAACGACGCCUUCUACCUGAACCCUGAACCCGUGGUGGCGCCCAACAGCCCCCUGUGGUACUCCACCCAGCCAAUCAACAGAGAGCAGAUGGAGCACAUCCUUGCUCGCUGCCUCAUA